CAGUAGUAUACUGAAAAUAACUAUUUUUUUUUUAUAGAGUAAUAACGAAGUCUUUAAGUUGUUUUUAUUGUACUUUUUUGUUUAUGUACAUGUUCAUUUAAUAAUGGUUUAUAUAUUUUAAUAAUACAUAAGUUAUUUUAGUAAUAUUAUUGUAAUAGUUUAAUAAUAAUUUGUUUGUUAUCAAGUUUAUGUUUAGAAAUAUUAUUUAUAAGAUGAAAAAAAAUUUGAAACUAGGAUGUGAAGUGCGUGGGAUUGACUUAAAAACAGAAAAUAGACCUGAAAUCAUUAAACAAAUACAGGAAGAUGUCACAGAACAUAGAAUCUUAAUAUUUAAAGAUCAAGGCAUCAUAAGUGGUGAUAGGCAUGUUGAAAUUAGUCGUUGGUUUGGAGAGUUAGAAUCUACAUUCUACAAACAUAAGAAAUCACCUCAUCCUGAUGUGUUUCGAGUAUCUAAUGAUGAAAAUGAAGGAUGUACAGGUGUUGGACGAUCGGGUUGGCACAUAGAUGGAACAUUUCAACCAGCACCAUUUAGUUAUUCUUUAUAUCAUAUGGAGUCUGUACCUAAGGAAGGACACACAUUAUUUAUUCCACUAACAGAAUUAAUUCAAAGUUUGGAUAAAGAUACUUAUAACACUUGGAAUCGAGCUUGGAUGGUCAGUGAUAGAAGAUCAUCACCUAUCCAUCCACUGAUAUAUAGUCAUCCUCGAACAGGCAAACCAGUAUUAUGUUUUCAUUUGGGAAUGACUACUGAAUUUAUUUGGGACUAUAAACUUCCAUCAGAAUCCAUUGCUAGCCAUGAAGAAUACGAAGAACUUUUAGAUUCAAUAAAUAGUAAAAUCAAUCAAGAUAAUGGAAAGUAUAUAUAUGUACACAAGUGGGAACCAGGGGAUUUCAUUAUAUCUGAUAACUUAGCUGUUGGACAUUUUGCUCACUCAAGUACACAGGCACCCAGAAGUAAAGUUGGUCUCAGAGUUUUACAUAGAACUACUAUUAAAGGAACACAUCCACCAAAGAAAUAAUAUAUAAAUAAUAAAUAUAUAUGUUUUUAAUAUAACUAUUGUUAUAAUUUUAAUACUCCUAAACAUGUUAUGUAUUCUAUUAAAAAAUGUAUAUUAUUA
Molecule: messenger RNA, 1118 nt
Organism: Aphis gossypii (cotton aphid)
Lineage: Eukaryota; Metazoa; Arthropoda; Insecta; Hemiptera; Aphididae
Product: alpha-ketoglutarate-dependent taurine dioxygenase-like
Molecular function (GO): oxidoreductase activity
Source: RefSeq, a predicted model, not a curated record